Messenger RNA from Tachysurus fulvidraco (yellow catfish), 640 nucleotides. It is a transcript of the gene ins, whose product is annotated as preproinsulin. Lineage: Eukaryota; Metazoa; Chordata; Actinopteri; Siluriformes; Bagridae. Gene Ontology annotation, molecular function: hormone activity. Gene Ontology annotation, cellular component: extracellular region. Bases 213 to 539 code for a protein of 108 amino acids. The transcript has 3 exons. The record is from RefSeq and is a predicted model, not a curated record.
CGUAGCUAAUGUGGCGUGUACGAUUGGACAGCCACUUAACAGCAUUACAGGCUCCGUGCGCAUGUUGUGGGUUUUUUCCGCUGACUCGGACAGAGCGACCCGACUGAGGUAUAAAGGUGGGGAUGAGCCGCAGUUCGUCCUCAACCGUCUUAUUUCUUUCAGCAUCUCUGACCACCUUCACAGGGCGUCUCCUCUGACUCCUAACACAGACAAUGGCGGUUUGGCUCCAGGUUGGUGCGCUGCUGUUCUUGCUGGCGUUCUGCUCCACAGGAGCCGAUGCUGCGGCACCUAAGUACCUGUGUGGUUCUCACCUGGUCGACGCCCUGUACCUAGUCUGCGGCCCAAAUGGGUUCUUCUACAACCCUAAAAGAGAGGUGGAUCCUCUGCUGGGGUUCCUACCCCCUAAAUCUGUUCCAGAGGGUGAGUUGGCUGAAUACCCAUAUAAAGAUUACAACGAGCUGAUGGUGAAAAGAGGCAUUGUGGAGCUGUGCUGCCAUAAACCCUGCAGCUUACACGACCUGCAAAACUACUGCAACUAAAACACCAACAAACUGCCCCAUCACCUGCUGCAAACCAGACAACGGCCUACUUGAUUAUGUUUUUUUUUUUCCUAAAGAAAAUAAAAGUACAUCAAAUGAAA